Messenger RNA from Frankliniella occidentalis (western flower thrips), 432 nucleotides. Its product is annotated as gustatory and odorant receptor 24-like. NCBI's taxonomy places the organism in Eukaryota, Metazoa, Arthropoda, Insecta, Thysanoptera, Thripidae. The coding region runs from base 7 to 273 and encodes 88 amino acids. Gene Ontology annotation, cellular component: membrane. Gene Ontology annotation, biological process: detection of chemical stimulus involved in sensory perception of taste. Gene Ontology annotation, molecular function: taste receptor activity. The record is from RefSeq and is a predicted model, not a curated record. The transcript is spliced from 3 exons.
CGCGAGAUGCUUCUAGAGCUCCUGGCGACACCCCUUGAGACCCUCGACGCCGACACUGCGAUCGAGGUGAUGCGCUUCACCCAGGUGGUCACGUUUAAGCCGGUGCGCCUCAACCUCAAGGGAUUCGUGGUGGUGAGCAGGGAGCUGUCCGUUGCGAGCGCAGCCACCAUCACGACGUACAUUGUGGUCCUAGCGCAACUCGCCCUCACUAUUUCGGCGGGCCUGUCGGCACCCUCGCCCACGUCUCGCGACCAGCCCGCCGCCGCACCGUAGUCCGCCGCCCUGAGAGCACCGCGGAGUAAGACCCGCUCCCAACGGUGCAAUCAGCGCGGUGUACUGCCCGACUUGGACAUUCACAGUUCAUUCCUUCGCUACACUUCCCAAAAAUGUUUGUGUAUAACUCACUUUCAACAUGCUUAUGUCACUUUUCGC